AUAUCCCUGUUGUGUUUUGUGUCAAAAGGCUGUUACACAAGUCAGUGAACCGGACGGAGCUGGACUAAGAACAGGUCAGCUUUACUCACUGCGAUAAAGCAACUUACAAGAAAAUAAACUUUUUGUCUUAUUAUUAUUAUUAUUAUGAUACCCGGUAUUUUUUGUAUAUAAUUAACUUAACCUAUGCGGUUCAAACAAAGCGGUAUAAUAUGGGCUAAAAAAAAUGGCGGAGAAUGGCCAUGAACAAGACUGUUCUGGUUGUGCUCAGUCUAACGAAGAAGACUUCGAGUGCAAAAUCUGCUACAACCACUUCGACCUGGACCGCCGCGUUCCCAAACAGCUGAGCUGCUCCCACACCUUCUGCCGGGAGUGCCUCGAAACGCUGCACUCCCGAGAGGGUCGGGGAUGGAGGAUCGGCUGUCCCGUCUGUCGCCGCCGGACUCCGGUGCGGGAUUACCAGGUCCAAAACCUCCCGAACGACAGCGCGCUGUUCGAGGCUCUGCCGCUCGGAAAGCAUCGGAGCUCCUCCAACGAGGAAGAGCAGCAGGCAGCAGGCUCGUCCGAAUCUCCUGCCGGCGGGGAGCAACGCUGCGAGACCUGCAAGAACGCAGCGUUUGCCACGGGCUGCGUGUGCGCCAUCUUCUCCUUCUUCUCCAUGGUGGUGCUGUUGUUUCUGGGCCUCAUUUUCGUACACAACUUCAACCACGCAGCGUCGCCCGUCGGCCCGGCGUGUCUGUUCGCCGCCAGCGUCCUGGCUCUGCUCUCUGUAAUACUCACUUGGCUGCUGUGCAUGCUGAAGUACGGGGCAGAAACGGAAGCGAGCACCUUGGUUCUCUCUCACAUGUAACGUGAUCUUCAGGGGCUGAACUGGGCUUUAAAAGUAGGUUUUUAGACGUGUCUCACUCUGUUCUGGUAAAAUUCAAGGACUCGUCACUUCAUGGGAAAUAAACACAGAUAGAAUAACCCACAGAUCGCUGGGACAUUUGCAACCAUUUAAUAAAGUAAUCCGUUUUA
This is a messenger RNA of Fundulus heteroclitus (mummichog), 1014 nucleotides long. Its product is annotated as E3 ubiquitin-protein ligase RNF186. Lineage: Eukaryota; Metazoa; Chordata; Actinopteri; Cyprinodontiformes; Fundulidae. The coding region runs from base 224 to 847 and encodes 207 amino acids. Gene Ontology annotation, biological process: protein ubiquitination. Gene Ontology annotation, molecular function: ubiquitin protein ligase activity. The transcript has a single exon. The record is from RefSeq and is a predicted model, not a curated record.